Molecule: messenger RNA, 965 nt
Organism: Anopheles bellator
Lineage: Eukaryota; Metazoa; Arthropoda; Insecta; Diptera; Culicidae
Product: cation-dependent mannose-6-phosphate receptor-like
Exons: 5
Coding region: 18-794 (258 amino acids)
Cellular component (GO): trans-Golgi network
Source: RefSeq, a predicted model, not a curated record
CACGGCAAUGACCAAAGAUGUGUAGGAUAUUGGCGAUUUUCCUGUGUUGCCUGCUGAAUCUCACACUCGCCGAUCAAUGCAAAAAGGUUGGCGACUGUUCGUGUGAAUUUUACGAUGGCAAGGGUAUUAAUCUGGCGCCGGUGAUUCCAAAAACCAACCAACCGCUGCAAACGAUCGCCCCGAAUGCUGAUGAAUACUACUUCAGUCCGUGCGAGACAAUCAAAUACGUUCCGAACGACCAACCGAACCGAACCGAUCCAGAAGGCUCUGGCUGUUCCAAUGGAUACACUCUGUGCAUGUUUGUAAACGCCACGAAAACGUACAAGAGAUUAGGAGAGCUACAGGAAACUCAAUUUUCUACCAAUGAAGAUGAGAAUGUUGUGUACAUGACGUACAAACACCCAAAAGAAAGCACCGUAACACACGUAAAGCUACUGUGUACAAACGAUAAGAAGUCGUACCUCUUUCUGGAACCAACAGCGGCAAACAAUGCUGGCAAUGAAACGCUUCUAUUGUUUUCCCCAUACGCAUGUCCCAUCACGAUAGAGGACUUCAGCAAGCCAAGCACUGGGACCGUGCUGUUGAUCAUGCUAUUCAUUUCGUUUCUCUCCUACUUCUUAAUCGGGGCAACGGUCAACGCAUUUUACCUUGGUGCCCGAGGGAUGGAAAUAAUUCCUAAUCUGGACUUCUGGAGAAGUCUGCCGGGUCUAGUACGGGAUGGCGCAUCGUUUCUGCAAAAUGGGUGUAGAGUCGAAAGACGGGCCCCUAAUCCGGAUUCCUACGAUGCCAUAUGAAAUCUCCUCGUUUCUUUGUGUAAACCUCAUUUCAUGAUUUUUGUGCCCGUGCUGUGUGCUCGCAAUGAACGUUUCAUCUGCGACCUAACCGUAUACUUACGCAGUGUGCGUGAUUGUUUUUUGUGUUUUCCUACAUGAAUAAACUACAAUAAACAUGUUUGUAAUUUUUUA